AAUUUAAAAAAAAAAAAAAACUUCCCACUCCCACAUACUCUCUUCUCCUCUCAUUCUAUUUGAAAAACAAAAAUAAAAAAUUUUCUCACACACUUUAUGUGUGUCCGUAUCCUAGUAUAUAUAGAAAGAACCUCCAAAAGUAACAAAACUCUUACCUUAAUAAACAAUGUGAUUCGAAUAAUACACCUCCAGUAUAUAUGCCGCCCCAUCUGUUCUUUUGGUUAGAAAGAGAAUAUUAGGAAUAAAAAAGUUAGCAAUAAACUACCGAAAACGAAAAGAGUAAGUCAUUGCCUGAAAGAGAGAGUCGGUUCCUUGCACACACUACAAUGACAUCAUGCGCUAAUUAAAUAAAAAAUUACGUAAGUUUUUUGUUCACGUAUCUUUGUUUUAUUUGCACAACUUAACUAAAAUAGCAUACUCAAAUUUUAUUCCGGUAAUGACGAAACUUGUGGGCAAGUAAGUGAGAGAGAAAGGCUAAAAGCUCCCAACUUUCCACCUAGACCCACUUUUUGCUAACUCCCAAAUUCCCAAUUCAAAUCGGGUCAUUCAAAAGUCAAACUCUUUCAGUGUGCCAUGUGUGUGUGAGGAGAGAAUGGUGGCCGAGGAGACUAUUAGUUGGAAUAGGAACGUUGAACCUUAGAGAGAGAGAGUUGUAGAGAGAGGGAUUCGGAUUCUUUCUCCUUCUAUUUUUUCGUUCGUCUAGCCUUUUUUUAUUUAAAAAUUUGUCAUUAAGUCAUGUCAGUUGAUUCUUUUAUAGUCUCUUAUUCAAAUGUUCGUGCCGACGUCUGUUGAUUUUUUUUUUUAUAAAAAAAGAAAGACAAAAUAAAAAACGAAAAACAGUAAAUGAGAAGAGAUUUGAAGAGGAAAAAAUACGACUCGAGAAACUGAGAGAGAGAGAGAGAGCCCCAUUGGCUGGUGCUAUAUUUAUCCACCACAACGACCAAGGACUGAGAAAAUGAAGAGGAAACCAAGUUUUUUAAGUAAUUUUUUUUUCUCGUCCUUUCUUUGUAUCGGGAGAGACAUAUGAACCAACGGAGUUGGCGGUCCGUUUUUGCUUCUUUGCCCUGUAAACUGCAGCGUUUCUGCCUCCUGUCCUCCUAUUAUUUAUUUCCCUCUUUUUCUUGUGAUAUCCUUCCAUGGCUUAAAGAUUGCUCCUUUCUUUCCCUUUUCGAUUCCAAAUCGCACGUUUCCCAAAACCCAUUUCUUCAGUUCCCUAAAGGAUUCAUGGGUAGCGUAGGUUUGCAAGUUUUGAAUAGGAAAAGAGGAUUAUAGAGAGAGAUAGAGGGGGAGCUGUGAGUCACAGACAGGUGAGGUGAGUGGGAAGUUUUGAAGGUGUGGGCAGAAUGUGGAGGUGGUGCAGUGGUGUGUUGGUGAGACAUUUGGGGGUGGGGAAGCCCAACGGCGCCAACCCAUGUUUUGGAUUCAAGGGUUUUGCUAACCGGGAAUGUGGGUUGUUGAAUAUUCCUGCAACUUCGUCUCUGGCGCUGAUUCCGAGGAGAAGAAUGUCGUCUUCUAAUGAUUUCAGCAGCGGUGGGGGUGGCGGAGUAGGAGGAGGAGGAGGAGCAGAUCUGGGCAGAGGAGUAGGAGAGACGAUAUCGUCUUCGGAGGCCAAGAGGAUGAUGAGGCUGGUGAAUGUGGAGGCUUUGAAGGCAAAGCUUGGGACAGAAGGGAAAGAGGCAAUACCGUAUUCUGAUCUUCUGGAGGCGUGCCAGAGCAUUGGGGUUGCCAGAUCUCCGGAGGAGGCUGCGGCUUUUGCUCGGGUUCUCGACGAGGCCGGCGUCAUCAUCCUCUUCCGGGACAAGGUUCUCCUCCAUCCUAAUAGGGUUGUGGAGCUAGUUCGAAAAGCAGUACCCCUUUCUUUGACUCCAGAAGAUGACCCCUUGUGGGAGGAGUUAAAACAGCUGCAGAAGAAGAAGGAAGAAAUUGAUGUACUGGCACAUAAGCAUGUCCGGCGCGUUCUCUGGUUUGGCCUGGGGGUUGUCCUGGCACAGCUCGGGCUCUUUUUCAGGCUAACAUAUUGGGACUUCUCAUGGGACGUAGUGGAACCACUCGCGUACUUCACUACGACUUCUUACAUUGGCAUAGGCUAUGCCUACUUCUUGAUCACGUCAAGGGAUCCGACUUACCAAGAUCUGAUGAAGAGGCUCUUUAUCAGGAGGCAGAGGAAACUGAUCAAGCGUCAUAAUUUUGAUGUCGAAAAGUUCAAGGAGAUCCAGAGAAAAUGCGGCAUACCUCUACACGCCAGUGCCUCGCUUAAGAAUCGGGUAGGCCUGGAAAUAGAGCUCGACGACUCUUUACAUAGAGAUUAACACUUCCAAUUUUGUACUUUUGGCCGGGGUAGGGAAAAGGCCGGAGGUUAACUCAGACUCUUCUGUUUUGUUACAAUCUGGCCCCUCCUGGUUUUAUGUAGGUAGGGCCCAGAAAUAUUGAUUUUAACAUGUUGCUUCUUACCUACCUUCCAAUUUUUUUGGCACAAAUACUUGAUUUCAUGCAGAGCUGCUUUUAACUGAAGCAAA
This is a messenger RNA of Malus domestica (apple), 2516 nucleotides long. Its product is annotated as calcium uniporter protein 6, mitochondrial-like. Gene Ontology annotation, biological process: mitochondrial calcium ion homeostasis; calcium import into the mitochondrion. The record is from RefSeq and is a predicted model, not a curated record. Gene Ontology annotation, cellular component: uniplex complex; mitochondrial inner membrane. NCBI's taxonomy places the organism in Eukaryota, Viridiplantae, Streptophyta, Magnoliopsida, Rosales, Rosaceae. Gene Ontology annotation, molecular function: uniporter activity; calcium channel activity.